GGAAAUGGCACCCAAGAACGGAGUUACAACCUGCAGUCCUUGCCCAGUGACCUCAGUUGCGGAAGUGGCUGAUGCUGAUGGCACGAGCAGACUGCGAGUCACUUGCAAAAGAACCCCCGUGGAUCCGGCGGAAUAUUUGGCGAAAAACGUGAUUCUCGCAACUGGAGCCGGAACUUCGUCCAUCAACAUAACCAACUCGAGAAACGAACCAGUACCCUUGCCGCAAGUAACGCCCCAACUCUGGGCUCAGCUUUAUUUCAGGAAAAAGCCGGAUGUUCCGUGUUCCACGAAUACCGGAUUCAUCGAGUGGGCGUGGCAGAACGGCGGAAAUCCGAUGUUGGCCUGGGGACGUCCUUCGAUCAACACUCAAACCGACUACGAUUUCUUGGAUGCUGAACUUGGAGCCAAGAGUUCUUUUGGCAGAUCAGUCACUCACUAG
Notodromas monacha is the source of this 439-nucleotide messenger RNA. NCBI's taxonomy places the organism in Eukaryota, Metazoa, Arthropoda, Ostracoda, Podocopida, Cyprididae. The record is from the annotation of a GenBank genome assembly.